Messenger RNA from Cylicocyclus nassatus, 558 nucleotides. Lineage: Eukaryota; Metazoa; Nematoda; Chromadorea; Rhabditida; Strongylidae. The record is from the annotation of a GenBank genome assembly.
AUGACCGAAGAACACACCGCUUCGUUCAAGAUCUACUUCGCUGUACCCCGAUUUAGGAUCGCUUACAAAAACAAAAGGGAUCUCUUCGAGGCUUUUCAGAAGAAAAUGAAGGAACUCAAUCUUGACAUCGACAACAUCACAUGCGCGGAUUGGGACGGUGACCGCUCUUUGGUGAACACUCCUGAUGAUCUUUUUGAUGCAGUCGAUGACUACAGCGCAGCAGCCUUCUCCAGCAGUGAAGAGGAAGAGGAAGAAAGGAAAGAGAACGGAAAGAAUGAAGGAACGGCAACGAAGCAAUGCAGAUCUCGCCCUCAUUCUUGCGAUUGUCGGCGUGCACGGUCUUUUUCCUGCGAUGGCUCUUAUGAAUACCCAACUCCACAAUCUUUUUAUACAACCAGCCCACUAGUGGAUCCAUGCUUCCCCUGUGUGCCAUUUGACGCUGCCGAACAGCCCUAUAGGCACAUGUCAUCUUUUCGUCCGGAAAAACUUUGUCGGUCAAAGAACAUCAAAUGCAAGAAACGUCGCCAUUGUAGAUGUGAACGCCUAACUAGGGACUGA